AUGUGGAAUGAAAUGUAACUUUAAGAACAAAAUUUAAUAUCAAAAUAUGCCAAAUAGAAUAUGAUUAAUCAAGAGAAAGGAGGCAAUAUAGAAUCUUAACAAAUUUAAAUUAAAGAAUCUGAUCGUAUUUUAUUUGAAAAUAACUAAAAGGUUAUUAGCUAGCCAGAGAAGAAAGUAAUUUAAUACAGCGAUGAAUAAUAAUUGAUGGAUAAAUAAGUUGAAUUUAAAUUAUUUGAUGAUUCAACUAAAUAAAGUUCAUAAUGCUAUGAUAUUGCGUUUGAUAAGAGUGGAUUAAUUAUGAUUUCCUGUUGUAUUAAGUAAAUCAAAAUAUGGAAUUUUGAGAAAGGAAAGUUAAAUUUAUAAAAUUCUUAUGAAACUCAUUAAAAAGCUAUUACAUGCUUGGUGUAUAGCUCAAAGAAAAAUAGUUUUAUUUCUGGCUGUUGGCAAUAAAUAAUUAAAAGGAGUGUAAGUUUUCAUAACCUUACUAAUAACAUAAUGAAGCUGUUAAUUGUUUAAUAUUAAAUAAAUAAGAGGAUUAACUUAUAUCAGGAGGAAGUGAUACUAAAAUAAUAGAUUGGCUGGUAGAUUUUAUAAAGAAUGAGUUGGUUUUCCUAUAUUCCUUAGAUAAACAUACCAACACUGUUUAUUCACUAAGUUUUAAUUAAUCUGAAACUCUAUUGGCAUCAAGUGGGUACAGAAAAUUUAUAAUUUGGGAAAAAGGAUUAAAGGAUUAAAGGUAAAAUGGGAUUUUAAAUAUACUCAAAAUGUCUCAGCUGCAGGAUAUAAAAUCCAUUUCAUUAAUGAUUAAUAAAUUUUUUGGUUACCUAUGAACCACUACAUUAAUGAGCUUUUAGUAUUUGAAUUAUAGAAUGGAGACUUUUCAAAUAAUUAAAACAAAACUAUCACUUUUAUUAGGAAUUAUGAAUCUUAAGAUAAAACCUAUUUUCCAAUUAUGCAUAAUAAAGAUAGAAAUGUAAGAUUGACUAGACAUAAAUAACAUAUCUAUUUGAUAAGAGAAUUUAAUGAUGGCACAUUUAAAAUUGUUUCAACCUUAAAUUGUUAAAGUUAAGAAAUUUAUGGGACAAUGACAAAUAAUGGAUAGUAUUUAGUAUUUCACGAUUAUAAGUCUGGAAAGUAUUCAUCAUAUGAAAUAAUAUAUUAAUGA
Paramecium octaurelia is the source of this 1165-nucleotide messenger RNA. The record is from the annotation of a GenBank genome assembly. NCBI's taxonomy places the organism in Eukaryota, Ciliophora, Oligohymenophorea, Peniculida, Parameciidae.